AUGGCGAGAGCCCAUUCUGAGUCUUCAGAUGACUUUGAGUUCAUCGAGACCCCUGCUGCCCCUUGCGAGUCUCCGUCGCCAGGAAACUGUGGCGUGAGGACAACGUCGUACCCUUCAAUCAAGAAUGGCCCCCUUCCUGCUGAUGCUGCUGGGAGCGACAGCUUCUCCAACAUCCUCCUAAUUGGCCUUCUCGUUCUCAUUCCAUGGUACCUCGCUCGCCAGAUAGGCGGUGGAUUUUACACUAGUAUCUUCUUAGCGGUCUUUACCUCUAUUCCCAUUCUCAUGGUCUACUGGUCCGUCGCCUCGUCGAUUUCCCCGCGCAAGAACGAAAAGGCGAAGUAUCCCGGCAGACCAGUCGAGCACUACCUCCAGUUCCACAGUGAACAUGACCGAGCUAAGUACCAUGGCAAGAGCAAAAUCCCCAUGGAAACUUUCCACGAGAUGUACUUUGACGGAAAGGUGGAUUUCAAGGGCGACUGCUUGGAAGCUUUGGAGUAUAGACACGACUGGGCUUCUUUCAGGUUUACAUUGAGCUUGUACAAGUUUUUCUUGACGGGAAUGAUGCCGGAGGUUAUUAUGCACACUCGCAGUCAAGACGAGGAGCAAGUUCGCGGUCAUUAUGACCGCGGAGACGACUUCUACGGCUGGUUCCUUGGCCCGCGCAUGAUCUAUACCUCUGGUAUUAUUAGCGAUAUCAACAAGGAAGAAACGCUAGAACAAUUGCAGGAUAACAAGCUGGCUAUUGUAUGCGAGAAGAUUGGUCUCAAGCCAGGCGACACUAUGCUCGACCUUGGAUGCGGUUGGGGAACUCUCGCUAAGUAUGCCAGUGUUCACUAUGGAGCUCAUGCUACUGGUAUUACUCUUGGGCGCAAUCAGACUGCUUGGGGAAACAAUGGCCUUCGCAAAGCUGGAAUUGAUGAAUCCCAAAGCCGUAUCGUUUGCUGUGACUACCGCGACGCUCCCACUGUCCCCGGCGGCUACAAGAAGAUUACUUGUCUUGAGAUGGCCGAGCACGUCGGCGUCCGUCAUUUUGGUACUUUCUUGUCGCAGGUUCAUGACAUGCUUGAUGACGACGGUGUUUUCUUCUUGCAGAUUGCUGGUCUCCGAAAGGCCUGGCAAUAUGAGGAUUUGAUCUGGGGCUUAUUCAUGAACAAAUAUAUCUUCCCUGGUGCCGAUGCGAGUACUCCCUUGGGCUUUGUUGUCGAUAAACUCGAAGGAGCUGGUUUCGAAAUCAAGGGCAUCGAUACUGUCGGCAUUCAUUACUCCGCAACCCUUUGGAGAUGGUACCGCAACUGGAUGGGCAACAAAGAUAAGGUUGAGGCCAAAUACGGCAAGAAAUGGUUCAGAAUCUGGGAAUACUUCCUUGCUUACUCUACCAUCAUUUCUCGUCAGGGUAGCGCAACUUGCUACCAGAUCACUAUGGUCAAGAACAUUAACUCCACUCACCGUGUUGAAGGCAUCAAUAGCCAGUUUGGCCUCUCUGGAGCCCGCACUACGUCCGUGGAGACAGUUGGCAAGGGAGAAGUGCCCAGUGCCAACGUCCCGGUUGUCAGCAAGGAGUAA
Ophidiomyces ophidiicola is the source of this 1563-nucleotide messenger RNA. RefSeq names its product Sphingolipid C9-methyltransferase 2 (gene MT2). The record is from RefSeq and is a predicted model, not a curated record. The coding region runs from base 1 to 1563 and encodes 520 amino acids. Gene Ontology annotation, biological process: cellular response to biotic stimulus. The transcript has 4 exons. Lineage: Eukaryota; Fungi; Ascomycota; Eurotiomycetes; Onygenales; Onygenaceae.